Messenger RNA from Myxocyprinus asiaticus (Chinese sucker), 5685 nucleotides. Its product is annotated as kinesin-like protein KIF21A. The coding region runs from base 226 to 4932 and encodes 1568 amino acids. Lineage: Eukaryota; Metazoa; Chordata; Actinopteri; Cypriniformes; Catostomidae. The transcript is spliced from 36 exons. The record is from RefSeq and is a predicted model, not a curated record. Gene Ontology annotation, molecular function: microtubule binding; microtubule motor activity; ATP binding. Gene Ontology annotation, biological process: mitotic spindle organization; microtubule-based movement.
GUUAGUCACCGUUCAGCUCACACACGUAAACGCUGCACCGAACAUGAGGUGUUUUAUUUCAUAUUUAUAUUAUUAUUCUGGGGAAGGAUCGACAGUGUGGAUCAUUGGAGCUUUAUAAUGGCAAAAUAGACUACGUAGAGAGAUGUUUGGUGUGUCUGCUGCUGCUUAAGCCGAUAAAGAAAAGGAAAAUCAGCUAUAUUUAUCCCGUGUGUCCUGAACGCGAUCAUGUCUGCGGGACAAGAUGAGAGCUCAGUGCGCGUGGCUGUCAGGAUUCGUCCACAAUUGGCGAAGGAAAAGAUAGAAGGAUGUCACAUCUGCACGUUCGUGACCCCUGGCGAGCCCCAGGUGGUUCUAGGAAAGGACAAGGCCUUCACGUUUGACUAUGUAUUUGACAUGAAUUCGCAGCAGGACGACAUUUACAACAACUGCACUGAGAAACUUAUCGAAGGAUGCUUUGAAGGAUACAAUGCCACUAUCUUCGCCUACGGACAGACAGGUUCAGGGAAGACAUACACCAUGGGCACAGGUUUUGAUGUGAACAUCAGUGAGGAGGAGCUGGGAAUCAUCCCGCGGGCGGUCAGCCAUCUCUUCAGGGGCAUCGAGGAGCGGAGACAGGCCGCAGCACAACAGGGAUGUCCUGUACCUGAGUUUAAGAUCAACGCUCAGUUCUUAGAGUUGUAUAAUGAGGAUGUGCUAGACCUAUUUGACUCAACUCGAGACAUGGAGGUCCGUAAGCACAAAUCCAACAUCAGGAUCCAUGAAGAUGCCAAUGGAGGGAUUUACACUGUUGGAGUCACAACACGAACUGUUAGCUCUGAGGCUGAGAUGAUGCAGUGCCUGAAAUUGGGCGCUCUGUGCCGCACCACUGCCAGCACACAGAUGAACGCCCAGAGUUCCCGCUCACACGCCAUCUUCACCAUACACCUGUGCCAAGUUCGCGUCUGUGCCUCAGACAGUAACACAGAGACAGAUAACAGGCUGAUGAACAGCUCCUCAGAGAUGAACGAGUUUGAGACGCUCACGGCUAAAUUUCACUUUGUGGAUUUAGCAGGCUCGGAGCGUCUGAAGAGAACUGGUGCCACAGGCGACCGGGCCAAAGAGGGUAUCUCCAUCAACUGUGGACUGUUAGCUCUGGGGAAUGUGAUCAGCGCUUUGGGUGACAGGAGCAAACGCUCCACACAUGUGCCUUAUCGAGACUCCAAACUCACACGCUUGCUUCAAGAUUCCCUGGGAGGAAACAGUCAGACGGUGAUGAUCGCCUGCAUCAGCCCUUCAGACAGAGACUUCAUGGAGACACUGAACACGCUGAAAUACGCAAACCGUGCCCGCAAUAUCAAGAACAAAGUGAUGGUGAAUCAGGACCGGGCGAGUCAGCAGAUCAGCGCUCUGAGGACAGAGAUCGCCCGACUGCAAAUGGAGCUCAUGGAGUACAAGACGGGCAAACGUAUGGUGGGAGAGGAUGGAUUGGAAAGCAUCAAUGACAUGGUUCAUGAGAACUCAAUGCUGCAGACAGAGAACAACAACCUGCGUGUGCGUGUGAAAGCAAUGCAGGAAACCAUUGAUGCUCAGAGAGCCAGACUUACACAACUACUAAGCGACCAGGCCAACCAGACCCUCGCUAGAGCAGGUGAAGGGAAUGAAGAGAUCGGAAACAUGAUCCACAAUUACAUCAAAGAGAUCGAGGAGCUCAGAGCAAAGCUUGUAGAGAGUGAAGCUGUGAGUGAAAACCUGCGUAAGAAUCUGUCCCGCGCCUCCACGCGCUCCUCGUUCUACGCCGGCCCCGCCUCCAUCUCCCCCGCCCUCCUCGCACCCGAGAAAGAGGCCGCUGACAUCAUUGAGAUCGCAAAGAAAGACCUGGAAAAACUGAAGAGGAGGGAGAGGAAGAAAAAAAAGAGGCUCCAGCAGCUGGAUGAAGGUGCUCAUGAGGAUCUGGAGAACGUCAGUGUCAUAAAGGAGGAGGGGCCAGAUAAUGAGCAGGACAAAGAGCCUUGUGAGAGGGUCAUUGAGGAGCCAGAGGCAGAUGGCAGUGAUCAUGAUGAAGGAGAGGAGGCUGAGGGGGAGGAAGAGGAUGAUGAAACGGAGAUGGACAGCUCUGAUGAGUCUGACUCUGGAGGAGAGCUGGAGGAGAAAGAAGACUUCCAGGCUGAUCUGGCUAACAUCACAUGUGAGAUCGCCAUCAAACAGCGACUGAUCGAUGAGCUGGAGAACAGUCAGAGACGCCUGCACACGCUCAAACAACAGUACGAACACAAACUCAUGAUGUUGCAGAGCAAAAUCAAAGACACACAGCUGGAGAGAGACCGUGUGCUGCACAACAUGGGUUCAGUGGAGUCUUGUACGGAGGAGAAAGCGAAAAAGAUCAAGUCUGAAUAUGAGAAGAAACUGAACUCCAUGAAUAAAGAGCUGCAGAAACUGCAGUCGGCACAGAAAGAGCACGCUCGCCUGCUGAAGAAUCAAUCACAGUACGAGAAACAGCUGAAGAAACUCCAGCAGGAAGUGACAGAGAUGAAGAAAACCAAGGUGGGGCUUAUGAAACAGAUGAAGGAGCAGCAGGAGAAGAAUCGAGUCACAGAGACCCGCCGCAACCGCGAGAUCGCCACACUGAAGAAAGACCAGCGGAAGCAAGAGCAUCAGCUGAGGCAGCUCGAGGCACAAAAGAGACAGCAGGAGCUCAUUCUGCGUAGGAGAACAGAGGAGAUAACAGCCCUGAGACGGCAAGUACGGCCCACAUCCGGCAAAGUUAACCGUAAGAUCAGUUUACCAGAGCCUUUGCAGGAGUCUUCACCCCGUACAGCUCCCUUCCGGCCACAAACCGCCAGCGCGACUGCACCUAAUGGAACGAGGAAACAACAGAUGAGGACAGGAGGUGUGUACUUCACCAGGACGGCGCGGGCUAAAUGGCAGUCACUUGAGCGUCGCAUUAGUGACAUCAUCAUGCAGCGGAUGACCAUCUCCAACAUGGAGACUGAAAUGAACCGUUUGCUUAAGCAACGUGAGGAGUUGACGAAGCGCAGAGAGAAAGUGAUGAGGAAGAGAGACAAGAUCGCCAGCGAGGACACGGAUGCGGACAGAAGCGCCCUCUCCCUUACUGAAGAGAUGGAGUCACUGACGGCUAACAUUGACUACAUCAAUGACAGCAUCGCCGACUGCCAGGCCAACAUCAUGCAGAUGGAAGAGGCCAAGGAGGAGGGAGAUACAGUGGACGUGUCUGCUGUGAUCAGUUCAUGUACACUAUCAGAGGCCCGUUUCCUGCUUGAUCACUUCCUCAUUAUGGUUAUCAAUAAGGGUUUACAAGCGGCACAGAAGGAAUCUCAGAUCAAAGUUAUGGAGGGCCGUUUGAAACAGACGGAGAUCAACAGUGCCACCCAGAACCAGCUGCUCUUCCAUAUGCUGAAGGAGAAAGCUGAACUAAACCCUGAGCUGGACGCUCUGCUCGGGAAUGCUCUUCAAGAACUAGGUAACAUCCCGUCGGAAAACGGUGAUGAAAGCAGCAGUGAUGAAUCGGCUCAGAGUCCAGCCACAGAGAAAAGUUGUUUGGCAUCAGAUCUUAUGAAACUUAGUGGAGACACCAAAGUCAGGAAUAAGGCUCGCAGAAGAACCACUACCCAAAUGGAGCUGUUGUACCCCAACACUGGAGACCCUGAUGUCCCACCAGAGGAUUUCACUGCCCCUCUAAUUCCUGUAGUGGAGAGUCAAGAGUCUCCUGCAGUCCACACAAUGACCAUCUUCUCCAGCUUAACAUCCAAGACAAAUACUGUUGCCAGAUCUCCCACGGCAACAGAAAGGAAAUCUUUGGACUGUUCGCCUUUGAUCCGCAAGACAGCUCAGGACAGGAGCAAAAACCCCACAGACAGAACUAGAAACCUGGACAAACAGACGGAUGACUCUGAUUUAUUUGAGCCUCAAAGAGGUGCGAUAAGCCCAGUUCAAGCAGUGCGGUCAAGUCGAGCAGCCAGAUUGCAGUGUGUGCAUGUGGCGGAGGGUCACACUAAAUCCCUGCUGUGUGUCGACUCAACUGAUGAUCUACUCUUCACCGGCUCAAAGGAUCGCACAUGUAAGGUGUGGAACCUGGUGACGGGUCAGGAGAUUAUGUCUCUCGGAGAUCAUCCCAGCAGUGUAGUAUCAGUCCGAUACUGUUCCAGUCUGGUCUUUACCGUCUCCACUGCUUACGUCAAAGUGUGGGACAUCCGCGACUCUGCCAAAUGCAUCCGCACCCUCACUUCUUCUGGACAGGUGUCUCAAGGUGACUCCUGUGCUGCCAUGAGCAGCAGUUCUGUUGCCAUCCCACCAGGAGAAAACCAGAUCAACCAGAUCACCCUCAAUCCUUCCGGAACUUUUCUGUAUGCUGCAUCUGGCAACACAGUCAGGAUGUGGGAUUUGAGAAGGUUUGUGUCUACAGGGAAACUGACGGGACAUUUGGGACCGGUAAUGUGUCUUACAGUAGACCAGAUGGGGAAGGGUCAAGAUAUGGUCAUCACAGGCUCGAAAGAUCACACCGUGAAGAUGUUUGAUGUGGCAGAAGGCGCUCAGGGCAGCAUCAGCGCCACACAUCACUUUGACCCAGCCCAUCAAGACAAUCUGGAGGCUCUGGCCAUGCAGGGUGAUUCUCUGUACACUGCUGCCAGAGACUGCUGCAUUAAGAGAUGGGACCUGGCCAGCAAACAGCUUCAACAGCAGGUAGAGCGGUCACACUGUGAUGUGGUGAGCGCUCUGGCUGCAGUCCCUGGCUCCAGUGCUGUUAUGAGUGGCUGCAGGGGCGGACUGCUCAAAUUCUGGCACGCUGACACACUCAGAGCUCUGGGAGAAGUGAGAGGUCAUGACAGCUCCAUCAAUGACAUCUGCACCAACAGCAGCCACCUUUUUACCGCAUCAGACGAUCGGACAGUGAAGAUCUGGCAGGUCAAAGGAUCUUUAGAGGAAGGCCUUCACUGACCCACUCAAAGCUGCUCCAAUUGACUAGAAGGUCAUGGUGGAAGUUUAGAUUCUCUUAAAGAAUUUCCUCCUUUGCUCUAUCAAUGUGACGCUUCUAUCCAGAAACUCUGCUCCCAUUUCUGAUCUCCCAUUGGCAGCGGUUCCAAAAUCAGCUGCCGACUGCUGUAAUUUUCUUUCUCUACAGUGUUGAAGUGCUCUGUUUAGUCUCUUUAGUCUUUGUGUUGCUGAACCUUAUGGAAGAUAUUGUAGGUCAGUGUGUGUGUGUGUGUGUGUGUUUAUGUGGCACAGUCCUAAAGCUGGGCUUUGGGCAUCAUAGACUGCAGUAUCAGCAGUGCGUUUAUGAAGCACAUGUUUGUGAACAUCAUGUUGACUGGACUGAACCGAUAUGCUCUUAAAUUAUUCUAUAAUGUUGAUGUCAGUUCUUUCCCACGUUUCUUGACCAAAGUUACCGUUUUGUGUGAAUCUUUACAAAAAAUCCAUGACACAUCACAGAUCUCGAUGCAACUCUACCGUAGUCUUAACUGCACUGGAAUGGUACAAAGAUAUUUGCAGUCAUGACUCUUGAUUUGGAUCAGAAAUGUAUUUGUCUUUUAUUGUGUUCUACUUUACUUUUUUGUAAGACUUAUCUGUACAUCUUUUUCAUUUUCUUGUUCGAACCUUAAAAAAACGCUGUACAAAAAUAUUUCUCCUGAUGUGCUGUAGUUAUUAUCAAUGUCAGAUGCAGAGAAAAAUAAACUUCAUCUGUCAAAAUCA